Komagataella phaffii GS115 is the source of this 1089-nucleotide messenger RNA. RefSeq lists its product as uncharacterized. Gene Ontology annotation, biological process: fatty acid elongation, saturated fatty acid; fatty acid elongation, monounsaturated fatty acid; fatty acid elongation, polyunsaturated fatty acid. Lineage: Eukaryota; Fungi; Ascomycota; Pichiomycetes; Pichiales; Pichiaceae. Gene Ontology annotation, cellular component: endoplasmic reticulum membrane. The record is from RefSeq and is a predicted model, not a curated record. The coding region runs from base 1 to 1089 and encodes 362 amino acids. The transcript has a single exon. Gene Ontology annotation, molecular function: fatty acid elongase activity.
AUGGCAGAAAUAUUAGACGCAGAGUUUCAGAAGUUAACCAACAAGCUAAUUAGCUUACAAUUUCCCAAAGCUCAGGUUUUCAGGCUUCCAGCCUUCACUGCUCCUCCAGAUUCUCCUUUCAGUCCUGAUCAGUUGGUACUUAACAAAAUCUACUUUUUUGUUUUGAAUGGAGAGUUUCCAUUGGUGUUUGCCCUCUCGUAUUUCAUCUUGGUUCAUGUGUGUAACAGUUUCAUUCGAAAAAGACAGCUUAGGCUUGCAAAUUCGAAGGGUAAUUUUGAAGGAUCAAAACUGCCUGCUGCUCCUUUCUUCUUUACUAAAGGUUGUUUGUUUCGAAACUUUGUGCUACUGCACAAUAUUUUCUUAUGUAUUUACUCAGUAUGGACAUUUAUUGGAAUGUCUACGACAAUUCAUGAAAUAUCCAACCAAGUUCUACCCAGUUUGUUUGCUUCAUCUUAUUCUCAGAAUUUGGAGGGUAAACAUGUGUUUCAGUUCGAGUUCCCUAAAUCAGAGUUGUUUUGGCAAUCCAUAUGUGAUUUGGAUAAUGGGAUAUGGUUUAACAACAAACAACAAAAUCUAAAAGGCCUCUCAUUCUACAGUUUUUGGUUUUACAUCUCAAAGUUUUAUGAAAUUGUUGAUACCUUCAUCAUCCUACUAAAAGGAAGGCCUUCCUCCCUGUUGCAAAGCUACCAUCAUGCAGGUGCUAUGAUCAGCAUGUGGGCGGGCGUUAGGUUUGCUUCACCUCCAAUUUGGAUUUUUGUGGUGUUCAAUUCGUUCAUUCACUCUGUUAUGUAUUUCUAUUUCACGUUGUCGUGCCUGAAAGUUCGUGUACCCAAAGCAUUAAAGCAGCUAUUAACGACUAUGCAGAUUAUCCAGUUUGUUGCAGGAGGGUCUCUGGCAACAUUUCACCUUUUUAUUAACUAUUACGAUAUGGUUGAUGGUAUUUUCAAACCAUGCAUUCCAAAUGCCGACAAAGCAAUGGCCCUUUUUAUCAACGUCGCCUACUUGACCCCUCUCACCAUGCUUUUUGCUGUUUUUUGGAUUGAAAGUUACGCACGCAAGAAGAGUACCGUUUUCAAGAAGGAUCAGUAG